This is a messenger RNA of Ostrea edulis (European flat oyster), 2302 nucleotides long. RefSeq lists its product as uncharacterized. The record is from RefSeq and is a predicted model, not a curated record. The coding region runs from base 74 to 772 and encodes 232 amino acids. The transcript is spliced from 3 exons. NCBI's taxonomy places the organism in Eukaryota, Metazoa, Mollusca, Bivalvia, Ostreida, Ostreidae.
GUGAUAUGCAAGUCUUAAAAGAUGUGUUUUUAAAUGCUUUUUUAAAAGUGUUCAAAUUCUGACAUCUUUGAAGAUGUUUCAAAUUUGUACGAGUGUCGCAGAACACCUCAAUAAAAGCAAUUAUUGUAUGAAACUGACUAAGAUUACAAAGAUGAAAUUUGGAAUGAAGAAAUGGAAUAGAGGUAGAAGAAGAAUGCUUGUUGAGAGAUUUGAGUUUUUCCUUCUUUCAGUCUGUCCUGUUCCCAUGUUGGACGAUGCAGGUACAGACGAAUUACCCGAUCUGGUAGAGGUCUUUGUUGACGAACAUAAGUCUCCUACUUCGUCUCCUCUAAAUGGUACCCUGGGAACGGUAACUGGCGAGCCCGGCCAGGAGGUGAAAAUCAGGAUUGUCUUUAAAGACAAGGAUGAUAAAUCUCCCAUAGGAAAGAUCACGGUGACCACCAAAAAUACACAAACCGUUACCUUCAUUGUUACAACUCCAGAGGAUACUGAGUUGAGAAAGGAAGAGAUCGUAACCAAUCCAAGUGAGGAGAGUACUGUUGAGACAGACUUCACGGGCUUGGAAGGCAAAGAAUUAGAGAUUGUCUUCAAACCACAAGCAGAGGAAACAGAAAGCAUUUCUGUCAAUAACUUGGGAAUCGAAGCAUGUAUUGAAAAAGAAGCUGUUAGUACACCAACUACUGUGUCCACACCAACGACUACCACACCACCAGGUCCACCCUACUCAUCAACAAUCUCACCCUUUCCACCGAGAAGCCCCUACGGUAUGUGACAUGGAUACUACCUUCUGGCAUUUGUAUUCCGUAAACCGCUCGUGAUUGUAACGCAUUAUAUACUCAACAAAAAAAGAAAGGCAUAUUUUUCACUCAUCAAAGAAAUCUUGAAACAGUACAUGGAAUAACUAUCACGUCUAUCAAUGGAUACCUGUGGCCUAUUUAAAACAGCAUAGCCCUUUCAAACGCCAGUGUCGAAAUGUUUCGCUUGGUUAAUCAUGUUGAUAAAAAGAGUGUUUUGCACGGUUUCUUGUAAAUCGGGGGUCUAUUGUCAUUAAUAUUUUGGAUUUGGGGAAACAACAACUACUCCUAUCAAACCCAUAAUUAAGAUUUUGAGGCAUCUUUGAUGUGCAAUGUCGUGCCUAAACAAAGAUGAACGUAACCGGGUUGUAACGAUGCUACUAGCCGGAGCUACGCAACAGGUUGUUGCAACUGCAUUUGGAGUAUAUCAAUCGACUGUGCAGCGGUCAAAUGUUCGUCUCCACCAGCUGGGAAGCACAGAUGACAGGCCAAAAACUGUCCGUCUGCGGGUUACCACUCCCAGGCAGGACCGUCAGAUCCGCCUUCAACACCUGUACAGUCGAUUCAAAACUGCUGUAGAGACUGCUGCUACAAUUGCUGGACGAGGAAAUCAGCGUAUAAGUGCUCAAACUGUUCGUAACAGACUGCGAGGAGCUGGAAUUCGUGCACGACGUCCAUAUAUUGGAAAUCCACUAACGCCGAGACGUCACCAGGGACGAAUGGAUUGGUUAAGACAGCAUGGCCCUAGAAUUUGGAGGCGACGACAAUGGCAUCAAGUUCUCUUCACAGAUGAGUCGAAAUUCAACUUGUAUAGAGCUGAUGGUCGUUCACGUGUGUAUCGCCGGAAGAAUGAGCGUUUUGCAGACUAUUGUGUCAUUGAAAGAGAUCGCUUUGGUGGUGGAAACGUAAUGGUGUGGGGAGGUAUUGCUUACGGAAGGAGAACACCACUCCACGUAAUUCAUGGCAAUAUGAAUGCACGAAAAUAUCGUGAUGAAAUUCUUGCUCCUUUGGCUGUUCCAUUUGUCCAUCAGCACAAUCUGACUCUGCAACAGGACAACACAAGGCCGCAUGUGGCAAGGGUGUGCUCGGAUUUUCUGCAGACGAACAACGUGGAUGUUCUUCCAUGGCCAGCGUUCUCACCAGACCUUAAUCCAAUUGAACAUUUAUGGGAUGAGCUGGAUAAAUGAGUUAGACGCCGUCCCAGUCCACCAACCACCAUCCAGGAUUUAGAGCAGGCCUUGUUGCAGGAAUGGAACAAUAUCUCUCAGGUUACCAUCAACAAGCUUAUUAACUCUAUGACAAGACGUGUUCAGUCUGGAAUUGAUGCAAACGGAGGACAUACGCGAUAUUAAAACUCACUGUAAUGCAGUCAUUAAAUUGUUACCUUGUAUGGACCGAGAGAAGCUGUGAUAUUAUUCCUAUCUGUUCAACACAGCAACAUGAGACAUGUUUGAUUUUGAUCAUAGGACCGUUUACUGCAUUUAAACUUUUAAAAAAUAAAAAUAAAA